UGUGUUAUUUUCUAUCAUUGGCUGCACAGAGUGCCAGUCAACAUCCCAUGUCAAGGUUGCAUACUUAAGACAAGCUGUCUAUUUCUGGGCAGAACUAUAGAAUAGUUGAAACGCAUUGUGUUGGAAUAGUAUCUGGAGCUGAUAUUAAGGAUGGCGUCAGAAAAAUAUUCAAAGGUAGAAAACGAAUUUGAAGACCUACUGAAAGAAUUCGAUGAUGUGAUGGAGGACUUUGAAACGCACACUCCAAAGAGAAAUUACGAUCAGCAUUUGAAACAAGCGAAAAAAGACAGUGCCACCAGCAUGGGCGACAGCGCAUUUAACGAGUCAGUCGACAGUGGCAAUUCCUCCCCUGGUAGCAGUCUAAACAACAGUGAAGAAAAUCUGACUAUAGCCGAAGUGAUGACACCUUCAAAAGCAAAACUUGGAGACACAAGUAACCUGGAAAGCUACAUUGAAAACCUAGACAGAGUAUUAGCUGAGAUGUGGAAUGACUAAACAGACACAAAUAGAGGAAGGACCCUUGCUGCCUGUAUUCAGAAAUGAUCCAAAACUGACUAAGUAAUAUGCAUUAUAGAGAACUAAAUUUCUGUUCGAAAGAUACCAAAUCCUUUUUCAAACUGAGCUGUUUAUAAAGUCAGUUCGACAGUUUGCACUAUUGAAGGUGGGGGGGAGGGGUUGAUGAGAGAGCUGUAGUUUGAGCGACCAAGAACUCUCAAAGGAACCAUAACUACAUUACUCCUUAUGUGUAUGACAAACAACAAUUAUAAUUAUGAAUCCUGAUAAUCACUUCAGUACAUUUUUAUAAAAUAAUGGCAUUUGUAAAUAGUCCCUGAAUUGAAAAUGCAGUGAAACCUGAAUUAACCAGGCAACAGUAGGGCCAAACAGCUAGUGUUUGGAACUUAAGACAAGUGGCUGCUUAUUCAAGGUUCUUCAGCUAUUCACUUGUACUGGGUUACUGGGAGGUCAGAGUUCAGUGAUUGAGUCGUUGUAUCUGCUGGAAAAAUGUCCCCCACUUCUGAUUUAAAAGUGUUGUACUUGUAUAUAAACAUUGUACAUUUGACUGUGAAUAUUACAAAAAUAAACUAUUAUGGAUUUUUAUUGUA
Molecule: messenger RNA, 1103 nt
Organism: Acipenser ruthenus (sterlet)
Lineage: Eukaryota; Metazoa; Chordata; Actinopteri; Acipenseriformes; Acipenseridae
Product: regulator of cell cycle RGCC-like
Exons: 5
Coding region: 151-495 (114 amino acids)
Biological process (GO): regulation of cell cycle
Source: RefSeq, a predicted model, not a curated record